Molecule: messenger RNA, 1529 nt
Organism: Salarias fasciatus (jewelled blenny)
Lineage: Eukaryota; Metazoa; Chordata; Actinopteri; Blenniiformes; Blenniidae
Gene: cndp1
Product: carnosine dipeptidase 1
Exons: 12
Coding region: 1-1485 (494 amino acids)
Biological process (GO): proteolysis
Cellular component (GO): cytosol
Molecular function (GO): metallodipeptidase activity
Source: RefSeq, a predicted model, not a curated record
AUGAAUCCUGAAGUUCUGCCCUUCAUCCUGCUGCUGUUUUCCACCGUCCGGGCCUUUCAGUACUCCGAGCUGGCACAGUAUGUGGACAGUCACCAAGAAGAAUAUGUAGAGAGUUUGAGGGACUGGGUUGCCAUCGAGAGCGACUCUAGCAACGUUCAGAAGCGAGCCGACUUGCACCGCAUGAUGGAGAUGGCGGCUGAGAAGCUGAGGCUGAUGGGAGGCACGGUGGAGCUGGUGGACAUCGGAGAACAAGAACUUCCAGACGGGACGACGUUAACGUUGCCUAAAGUGGUGACAGCUCAGUUUGGCAGUGACCCCAACAAGCACACGGUGUGUGUCUACGGUCACGUGGACGUGCAGCCCGCAAAGCUGGAGGACGGCUGGGCGACGGAUCCGUACAACCUGACUGACAUCAAUGGUAACCUCUAUGGAAGAGGAGCAUCUGACAACAAAGCCCCGGUUUUAGCCUGGAUCCACGCGGUCCAGGCUUACCAGGCCCUGAGUAUGGACCUGCCUGUCAACGUGAAGUUUGUCAUCGAGGGCAUGGAGGAGACCGGCUCUAACGGCCUGGAUGCCAUGAUCCUGGCUCAGAGGGACACCUUCUUCUCAGACGUGGACUACAUCAUCAUCUCAGACUGCGGGUGGCUCAGCAGGCGGCCGGCGCUCACCUACGGCACCAGAGGGAACUGCUACUUCUUCGCCGAGGUUGAAGGACCCAAACAGGACCUACAUUCUGGUGUUUAUGGAGGAACUGUGAUCGAACCGAUGACUGACCUUAUUGGUAUUCUGGACACACUAAUCAGUCCAAGUGGAAAGAUCCUGAUUCCAGGGAUCCGGGAGGCGGUGGCUCCCCUCUCUGACGAGGAGUGGAAAAUGUACCAGGACAUCCAGUUUGACAUGGAAAACUACAAGAACAAAAUCGGUGUGAACCAGCUCAUGUACAACAACAAGGUGGAUUUGUUGGCUCACAUGUGGCGAUACCCAACUGUUACCAUCCACGGCAUUGAAGGGGCUUUCUCCGACCCUGGAACCAAGACCGUCAUUCCUGCUAAAGUCACAGCAAAAUUCUCAAUCAGACAAGUUCCCAACAUGGACCCGGCGAUGGUGAAGAAACAGGUGAGUGACUACCUUCACUCCGUCUUCGCCAAGAGGAAGAGUCCCAACAAGCUGAAGGUCACCAUGGUGAUCGGGGCCAAACCUUGGCUGGCCGACACUCAGCAUCCCCUCUACGAGGCUGGAAAGGCCGCCGUCAAGAGAGUGUUCGACAUGGAGCCUGACCUGAUCCGUGAGGGAGGGACCAUCCCUAUUGCUAGAACUUUCCAGGAUGUGACGGGAAAGAGCAUCAUCAUGAUGCCCAUCGGAGGCUUCGAUGACGGACUGCACUCACAGAACGAGAAAAUGAGCAGGUACAACUACAUCGAAGGCACCAAGUAUUUCAUCGCCUACUUGCAUGAAGUGUCGCAGAUUACGAAGACCAGCGUGUGAUGAAUCCUCAUCCAGUAUUCCAACAAACUGUGCAUGCUAUCUAU